UUCCGUGGUCACUAUCUCCGUCUCCUGUUCGGCGAUUCCGACCGGUUCUCUCGCCUCUAUGCAUCGUUGGCACCUCAAUCUGACGAUACUCCACUGUCCUCCGACUCAGCUUGGCGUCUCUUUAUUGGUUGGUUACUAUAUCGUCUCCUCUACUGCGACGCAGAGGAUACAGACAACCAUUCUCGCCUAGUUACCCUUCUGGCUUCCAGGUUUCCUCCAGACCUGACGGAUGUCGUCUCGUUUGUGGACCCCGACAUGGCUCUUCUUCGUCUCAGCCAGCGGCUCGAUACGCUCAAGGCUAGUCUCUUGUGCAUAUACAGGGCUGCCGGCACGCUGGUCCAGACGUGCGCCAGCCUCCUCUAUCCCUCCCCGGUUCCCUGCCAGACCUCCGCCUUCGAACGUCUGGCUUCCUGCCUUCUGCUUGCACCGCGACGCAUCUUCGAGCAGAUGGCACAAUCGCCCUUCGUGUCAGGUCAAGGCCGUGUUGCAACCCAGCCUCCGGCAUAUCUGGUGGAGACGUUCAGAGAAUGCAUCGGCGAACACCUGCCUCAAGUAGUUCUCCCUCCAGAGCUUUAUCCCUUUUGA
Messenger RNA from Dibothriocephalus latus, 585 nucleotides. NCBI's taxonomy places the organism in Eukaryota, Metazoa, Platyhelminthes, Cestoda, Diphyllobothriidea, Diphyllobothriidae. The record is from the annotation of a GenBank genome assembly.